Molecule: messenger RNA, 534 nt
Organism: Aureobasidium vineae
Lineage: Eukaryota; Fungi; Ascomycota; Dothideomycetes; Dothideales; Saccotheciaceae
Source: the annotation of a GenBank genome assembly
AUGAGCACCUCGAACGACCAGGACUUUCCAGUGAUCCACCUUUCUGACGACGGUUGGUCAACAGAAGAGGAAGCCACAGCGACCUGCUUUUGUGGAGGAGUGCAACUCGUUUUGCCACUACAAAAGCCUGGACUGAUUAAUCGUCAUGCCUGCCACUGCACUGACUGCCGCAAAAUUGGCUCCGCUUUUUACCAGUCCAACAUCACCGUGACAGACUCUUACCUCAGACAUGUGCGCGGUGCAGACAGUCUCACAACCUUCAGUGAACUCAAAACCAUUCGCGCAGGAGAAUCGAUGACGAACUAUUUCUGCAUUACAUGUGGGACUUUGAUGUACCGGCGUGGCGCCCGCUUCCCUGGACUGACGAUCCUGCGGACUGGCACCGUGAAUGGCAUUUCAUUAGCGGAGACCAAGUUACGACCUCAGGUAGAACAAUUCAUCGAGAGGAGGGUCGCCUGGUCGGUGCCGAUAGAAGGUACUGCACAGGUGGUAGCGAUGCACCGGCCGUUGGAUAUCGAGGGAUUCCGUGAAACA